AUGUGGAAUCCACCAGAGUUCAUUCUUGAAGCUGCUUCUUCAAACCCACAAGAAAACUCACUGCUGGACUCCAGCCCCAGGGCCCAAGACCUCAGGACCCAAGACCUCAGGACCCAAGACCUCAGGACCCAAGACCUCAGGACCCAAGACCUCAGGGCCCAAGACCUCAGGACCCAAGACCUCAGGGCCCAAGACCUCAGGGCCCAAGACCUCAGGGCCCAAGACCUCAGAGCCCAAGACCUCAGGCCCAAGACCUCAGGACCCAAGACCUCAGGGCCCAAGACCUCAGGGCCCAAGACCUCAGGGCCCAAGACCUCAGGGCCCAAGACCUCAGGGCCCAAGACCUCAGGGCCCAAGACCUCAGGGCCCAAGACCUCAGGGCCCAAGCCCUCAGAGCGACACAAGAAGAAGAGCUCCAGAAGCUUCUGCAGGAUCAUAAACAGCGUCUGA
Knipowitschia caucasica is the source of this 450-nucleotide messenger RNA. The record is from the annotation of a GenBank genome assembly. Lineage: Eukaryota; Metazoa; Chordata; Actinopteri; Gobiiformes; Gobiidae.